Messenger RNA from Diaporthe amygdali, 648 nucleotides. RefSeq lists its product as uncharacterized. The coding region runs from base 1 to 648 and encodes 215 amino acids. The record is from RefSeq and is a predicted model, not a curated record. NCBI's taxonomy places the organism in Eukaryota, Fungi, Ascomycota, Sordariomycetes, Diaporthales, Diaporthaceae. The transcript has a single exon.
AUGGGUCCGACGGGAGCUGCCACGGUCAUGCGCGACGAGGCUGGCAUUCAGGUUGACACAGAUCGCAUCAUGACUGCUGGUGAUAGCGCAGGAGGCUACCUGAGUCUCCAUGUCGGUCUUAGCCAUCCAGCUGAAGUACGGGCUGUCACCGCUGCCUACCCACUCGUGGACGCGGCCUGUCCGCAUUUCAUUGGUCAGUACACCAAGACGGUAUUCAACUUACCGACGAUACCCAAGGAAACUGUCUCGACACAAAUGACAGAGAUUGCGCACCGCAAAACCAAGGAGAUUGUAUCUUCGGACCCACUUCUGCGACGCGGUGGACUUAUGUUUGGUCUGGUUCAGCAUGGUCUGUUCGGCGAUCUUUUCCCUACGCAUCAGCGAAACAUAUUCCCCGUGUUCCAACUUGAAGAUGGUGCUCGUUUCCCGCUGGGUGGUGUCCUCGUGUGGCACGGCAAGGACGAUUCGGUCGUUCCCGUCGAGGGGAGCUUGAAGUUGAAGAAAACAGUCAGCGAGCUUGACCCCGAUCUUGACUUCAGAUUAGUCAUCCGUGAGGGAGAGCACGGCUUUGAUCACGCUACCAAUGUCAACGAUGAAUGGGCAGCGGAAGCAUUGAAUGGCUGCGUGACGUCUUGGCUACAGUCCUGA